Messenger RNA from Biomphalaria glabrata, 786 nucleotides. RefSeq lists its product as uncharacterized. The transcript is spliced from 6 exons. Gene Ontology annotation, molecular function: chitin binding. Bases 176 to 736 code for a protein of 186 amino acids. Gene Ontology annotation, cellular component: extracellular region. The record is from RefSeq and is a predicted model, not a curated record. NCBI's taxonomy places the organism in Eukaryota, Metazoa, Mollusca, Gastropoda, Planorbidae.
UAACAGGGAAAUGCAGCAGAGAACUUUGUUAGAGGUAAGGUACAAGAAACGUUUUUUCUUUCAAAAUUUCAAAUAGACAUUCUUUUAAAUGAAAGACUCAGAUUGUAUGGUUUUAUUUAUCGCUGCUCAGUUCAGGACACGAGUGACCAGGUCCUGAUAUCAUCCCAAGCCAGACAUGUUUUUAAAGCUGCUGUCCAGGUUGAUUGCUGUCGCUAUUAUUGCGGGACUGUCUAUCGCUCAAGUUGAACACUACUGGGGAAGUAACAAAGAAUACAAUGCAGCGUGUCCUCCAGGAGUUCUAUUUGUGGCAGUCGGUUUCCCAGCUCAUUUGUGUAACCCAAGAGGCUUUAUCAUGUGUUCUAAUGGUAAAGCGAUAGCCGUGAGUAAGUGUGGUAUUGGUGAAACAUUCAAUAACGUCACUGGCUGGUGUGACCCAACAACCGACUUCAGUCUGCCGGCUGGAUGUGUCAACGCCACCGCAGUGAAAAAAUAUCCAGUUAAAUGCAGUGACCCAGGAGCAACGUACGUAGCUGCCAGAAAUACCUGCAAAAAGUAUGUUUGGUGUUUACAAGGGGGAGUGAACUAUACAAUGGAUUGUCCAAGCAUGUCUCUCUUCAUCAAAGAAUAUGAACGAUGCAUGUACGUGGUCGAGCCAUACCUCAUAGAGAUCCCACCUCAAAGUUUUGCUGAAUGUCAGGCGUUAGAUCCCAUUGAUUUCAACAAGACACGAACUUAAAUGUUGGAAUUAAACUAUUUUAUAUGCUAUUACAUUUGAUAAGUGGUAAA